This is a messenger RNA of Plasmodium adleri (nom. inval.), 5754 nucleotides long. RefSeq names its product conserved Plasmodium protein, unknown function. The record is from RefSeq and is a predicted model, not a curated record. Lineage: Eukaryota; Apicomplexa; Aconoidasida; Haemosporida; Plasmodiidae. The coding region runs from base 1 to 5754 and encodes 1917 amino acids. The transcript has a single exon.
AUGAAAAGUUUUUUGUUUAAAAAUAUUAAUAAAUAUGAUCAAGAAUAUAAAAACAAAUAUAAAUAUCUUGAUAUAGGGAAUGAAUGUUAUAAAAAUAAACGCCUAUUUUUACACUUACGUAAUAAUAUUUCUAUAUACACAAAAAAAAUAAAAGUAGAAAUAGGUAAUGUCCAUAAAAGUAAAGUAUUUUAUAAUACUUAUCAUAAUAACCUUUGUAGAAGUAAAAACAUAAUUAAAGUAGAUCAUAUUUAUAAUAAUAAAAGAGUAUUGUUCUCAUUAUAUAAUAAAUUAUAUAAUAGAAAUAUAACAAAAGAUAUUAGAGGGUGUAAAAAAAGUGAGCACAUUAAGAGAAAAAAUAUUUUGUUAUUAAAAGGUAAGGAUAGAGAGAAAAGGAAAUUAAAUUUGGUAUAUUACGAAUUGAAGGGAAAUAUAACAAAGCCAUGUAAUUGUGCUAUUAAUAAUAAAGAUAAGUAUAUGUGUAAAUAUAAGUGUGAUAAUAAGUGUAAGUAUAUGAAUAAUAUUAAUAUUAAUAUUAAUAAUUACUAUAUAAAUUCAAAUAAUAUUCAAUAUAAUAAAUGUGCUGAGAAAAAUAUUUUUAGUGUUAAUAUAAACAAACACUAUAUUAAAAAUUAUUACCACAUAUUUUAUUACAAUCCAUAUAAAAUGAGAACAAUGCUAUUUAGUAAUUUUGCUCAAGCAGCUAUUUCAUUAAAAAAAGAAAAAUGUAUAAAAUUUUCUAAACUGAACUUAAGUGAUUUGUUAAUAUUUAUAAAUAAGAAUUUAUUAGAAGAUGAUGUUAGUAUAAAGACUUGGAAUAAUUUAUUUGUUCAAUUAGAUAAACUGAUAUCUAAAAAGACAAAGAAUGAAGAACAGAAAGUAGAAAUCUCUACAUUUUUUGAUGGUCUAACGAAUUAUGAAUGUUAUGUACUUAUAGAUAAUCUUAAAGAUAUUGAAGAGGGUGUAAAAAAUAAUAUUUGUGAUAGUAUAUUUUUUGAAUGUUUUGUUAACAGUUUGAAGAAUAGGGAUAUUACUUUUUGGUAUGAGAGGAAGGGACUUGAAAAUAAAAAAAAAUUAGAAAAGUGUAAUAAUAAUAUAAAGAAUGAUCAUGGUUAUGAUGAUACAAAUGUUAUGAUAAAGAAUGAGAAUAUAGAAAAUAAAAGAAACGAAAGUAAAAUAAAAUCAUAUAUAAAGAAAAAUAUAAAAGGAUUUUUAAAUAUAUCAUCAAGUGAAAAAAAUAACAACAUAUAUAAUAAUAAUAAUAAUAUUAUUAUUAUUAAUAAUGAUAAUAUAGAAAAAUCAAAAGAUGAUUUAAUGAAGACAUAUAUAAAUGAUAAUAUGAAUAAAAAUGACGAAAAUGAUAAGAUAAAUGAUAAAUUAAGAAUUUAUUCAAAUAAUAAUAUAAAAGAUGUAAAAAUGAUUAAAAAAUGGUUUAAUCUUAUUAGUUAUUUUCAUAACAAAUGUGAAUAUAUAAUAAUAAUAAAAGAAUAUUUAAAUAAAAUAUUUCGACAAAAUAUUGAUGAAUUAAUAGCUAUAAAUUAUUUUUCAAAAACAGUUCAUUAUUUAACAAAUCAAAUAAAUAGUAAAAGUAUUCAUGCUAUCAUAUAUACUUAUGAGAAUAAAUUAGAAUUAAUGAAAUCAUAUGAUUUUAGUUAUAGUUUAAUAAUAUUAUUAAGGUUUUUAAUAUUAAAUCAUAAUUUAUUUAAUAAAAUCAUUGAUUAUGCUAUAGAUGAUCCAUUAAAAAAAUUUGAAGAAUCAAAAUAUUUUAUUCGUUUUAUUAAAAGUAUAGAUACAUAUCCAUUAAUAUAUCCUAAUAAUAUAAUUUAUAAUAAUACAGAACUAUUUCAAAAGAAUAUGAAUGAUUUAUAUAAUUUUACAUUUACAAUAUUUAUAAAAAAAUUAAGUAUGAGAUUAAAUGAUUAUAAUAUAUCGAAUUUAUUAUUUAUAUCUGAAUGUUUAAGUGAAGUUAUAUUUAUACCUAAUACACAAAAUAAUAUAUUACAUAUAUUUAUUAAUAAAUUAAGAUAUCAUAUAAAUAAUUCAAUAGAUAUAUUAUCAGUUGAUAAUUAUAUGUUAGUACGUCUUUUUAAAAUAUCAUCUAUUUUUUCCUUUGUACCAGAAAAGGAAAUAUAUAUAAUAAAAAGUAUUAGAAAUAACAAAGACAAAAAUUUUAUGAAAAGUAAGGAAUUUAUGCAUCAUAUGAAUUCUAAACAAUAUGUAAACACACCAACAUUGGUGAAGGAUUAUAGAAACUAUCUAAGAAAUAAUAGAAGGACUGGUAGACACACCAUAGCAGUUAUGAAUACAAAUUAUGUGAAGAUGGAAAAUAUUUAUAAUUCUAACAAGGAAAAAAAUGAUAUAUAUUUUAUGGAUGACAUACAAAAUGAUGAUUUAAUAUAUGAUAUUAAAGAAGAAAAGGAUAAAUUACAUAAGUAUCAUCAUACAAAUGAGCAGCAAAAUUUUAUUAGUAAUAUAAAUAAUAAUAAUAUAAAUCUAGAAAACAAUAAUGCCAAUGAAAAAUAUGUAAUUUCAAAAAAUAAAGCUCAAAUAUACAUCAAUAAUACAAAAAACAAAAUAAGUGCACUUUUAUGUAGUAAGGCAAAUGAUAUAUAUAAAGAGGAAGAACUGGAUGAACUAAAAAAUGUGAAUAAUAAUAUAUAUUAUAAUAUAAAUAAAUCUUGUGAAAAAAAUGAUAUUUAUUAUAAUGAUAAAGAGAAUGAUAUAGACACUUCAAAAAUAAAUAAAAAUAAAAAAAUUCUUAAACAUACAGAUGAACAUAAUGUUAAGGAACAAAUAAUAUCUAAUGAAUCAAAUAGAAAAAAAAACUUAUCUUUUAAUUUACAAAAUGAUAAAGUUAUAAAUUAUUAUUAUGAAGGAUCAGAACUAUCUGAAGCAUGUGAAGGUAAUAAAUCUCAUAUAAAUUCUUGUGUUACACAAUAUGAUUUGCUACAAGUGAAGGAUGAUAAAAUAUGUGAUUUAACGAAUUAUCUAAUAAAUUAUAAUAUGAAUCAAGAUGUAAAUAAGAAAUAUAAAAAAAAUAAAUUCUUAUUAAAAAAUAUCGUUUUAUUAUUGUGUUCUCAAAUAGAUAAGAAAUUAGAAGAUAUGAUAAACGAAAUGGAAAAUAAGAAAAUAAAUUUUUUCAUCGAAAAAAAAAAUCAAAAUAAAAAAAAAUAUAUUCCUAUGACUAAAGAACAAUUAAUUCAAGAAAUAAAAUAUAUCAAUGAAAUGAAUGAUGAGAAAAAAAAUAUAAAUAAUAAUAAUGAAUAUAUUAAUAUGAAUAAGGAUAAAAAUAAUAAUAUAUCAAAUUAUAAUAAUAAUAAUAAAAUGCAAGAAUUAUAUAAACAUUCUUUAAUAUUUUAUGAUAUCAGUGUUUUAAGUGACAUAGUAAAAUUUAGUCAUUUCUCUAUUAAUACAAAUAAACAUACGUACGAAUUAAUUAAAUGUAUAAAAAAAAGACUGGAAGAAAUAAUGAAUUUUUAUUAUAUAAAAAGUAAUAAACAUGAGGAUGAAAAUAUAUUACAUAUUACAAAAAGAAUAAAUAAUAUAAAUGAUAAUAAAAAGAAAAAUGUUAAUUCGAAUGAUAAUUUAAAAAAUAAUAUAGAUACAAAGGAAGUUACAUAUUAUAAGGGUAAAAAUAUAAAUGAUGAAACACAAAAAAAUAAAAAUAAUACAUGUACUACAUAUAAUAUAUCAAAUAUGUUUAAUAAAAACAACACAAAUAUAGAUAUAAUAAAAUAUAAAGAUAAUACAUAUAAUACAAAUGGUGAUAAUGUCGAUGAUAUAAUGUUACAAAAUAUUACUACAUUCAAAUUAUAUAAUUUUUAUUGUGCAUGUCGAAAUUUUAGUCCCUCAUUUUUAUUUGCGUUCUCAGAUAUUUUAUUAAAACUUACACCCAAAAUAAACGUUAUAGAUACUGAAAAGCAUGUUGAUUUAUUUAAUAAAAAGUAUAUUCAAAAAAUAGAACAUGUAAAAACAUUUGAAAGAAUUCGUAAUAAAAACAUCACCAUUCCUUUUAUAGUUUCUUUAUUACAUUCUUUAAAAAUUAUGAUAUCAUCUAAUUUAUUCUUAACCAAUAAUUUAUUAAAUACGCAUAUAAGUACUAUGGUUCAGUAUGCAUAUUAUGUUUUAUUUUAUUACUAUUACAACAAGUAUAUGAAAAUAUGUCCAACGGACAAAAUAUAUCAUAAAGAAUCAGAGAAGGAAGUAAAGAGUUGUGAGAAAUUAUCAUUACGUGAUAAUAUUACAAAUAUGUUAAGGAAAAAAAAAGAGAAAGAUCAAAAUAAUAUAAACAAUCUGAAUAAUAAAGUACAUUCAAAUGAAGAUUCUUAUAACACUACAAAGUAUAUCGAUAUGAUGGAUAAUAAAAUAAAACUUGAUAAUAAUAAUAAUAUUACAAUGAAAGAGGAGUUUCUAGACAAUAUUAAUGAUAUAGAUAAAAAUAAUGAACACAUAGAAAAGUUAGGUAAAAGUGUGGACCCCUUGAAGUAUAAAAAUGAAUGUCUUAUGUAUGACAGUGAUGAUGAAAAUGGUAAUAAUAAUAAUAAUAUUAAUAAUAAUAAUAAUAAUGUUCAUAAUAAUCACAACAAUUGUGAUAAUAUUUUAAAAAGUCCUAAUGAUGAGGAAGGUUCUGCUAUUUCUAGUAUAAUAAAAUUGAAUAAAAAGAAAAACAAAAGAUUAGUAAUCUUUGAAGAUUUAACACUUGACGACUUGUGUAAUAUAUAUUUGUGUUUAUGUAGCUCUUUAUAUUUUUUAAAUAGAGCAGAAGAGAAAACUAAUGAAAUAAAACAUUUGAUUUAUCUAGAACAUAAGUUUUUAAAAUUAAUUACAAAAAUAAAAUAUAUGAAAUAUUUGUCAGAUAAUUUUAUUUUUUUUUUAUUUAAGGCUCCUUCUACAUCUAAAUUAGAACAAAAAUUAGAUGCUAUUAUUCCUUCUAUAAAAAUUAAAAAUCCAAAAAAGAAAAAAAGUAUAUCAGAUAUUUUUUCUUCAACAACAUAUACACAACAUAUGCACAUUAUGAGUUUGCCUGCAGCAACAGCUUUUUUUUUAUGUAAAAUAAAAUUAUCUAUGUCAUCAAGUGGUAGUAAAGAAUUAAAUAUGUUAAGAAUUGAGAAUACAAAAAAAUUAUUUGAUAUAUUAAUUGAUGAUUAUAAAUUGUUAACAAAUUGUAUUGAAGAGCUUUUUAUAAAUCCUAUUCAAAAUGAAAAUAAAGACAGCACAAAAUUAAUAGACAAAAAAGAAGAAGAUAGUAAUAAAUCAAUGAAUAAUAUUAGAUCAACUAUAUAUAGUAGAAAAGUACGUAGAUAUCCAUAUUUGCCUUAUCUAAUAUCUAAUAAGGUUUCUAUGAAUCAUAAUGUUUAUUUUAAAGCUCUUAUAAGUGACAUGUUUUUUGGUGUUCAUGAAGUAACUACAUUAUAUGGUUUACAAAUAACAUUAUUGAAGACUGUAAAACAUUUAGAAAAUGCUCAAGUUAAUUUGAAUGUUAAUUAUAAGAUAACACAAAUUCAACCUAUUCAUAAUGAUGUACUUAAUUAUUUAUCAGAACUUUCUAAUGUAGUUAAAGAUUGUUUAUAUACAAUAUUUUUGUCACAACCUUAUAUUCAUAAAUCUCCAAAGAAAUAUACAACAAAAAGUUUAGUUAAUUAUUUUAUUAAUAAAUGUAGAUUUGUCAGAGAUUAUAACAUUUUUGAUGAUUCAAAUAAUAAGUCAUUUACUGAUGUGAAAAGUCACAAAUAUAUGACGAGAGAAUUCUAUAAUUAA